This is a messenger RNA of Neltuma alba, 1545 nucleotides long. Its product is annotated as probable diphthine methyl ester synthase. Gene Ontology annotation, molecular function: diphthine synthase activity. The transcript has 9 exons. The record is from RefSeq and is a predicted model, not a curated record. NCBI's taxonomy places the organism in Eukaryota, Viridiplantae, Streptophyta, Magnoliopsida, Fabales, Fabaceae. Gene Ontology annotation, biological process: protein histidyl modification to diphthamide. The coding region runs from base 305 to 1249 and encodes 314 amino acids.
AAAACUGAGUCGCAGUGUCGAAAUCUGGACCUUUUUCCCACCAAAAGAAGACACGGUCAUUCCCGGCAAGCUGCUCCAUUCUAGUCUGCGUACAUUUUCCAGCUUAGGCAUUCUUUGAUUCAGGGUUUCUUGUGGGGAGGUGAGGGAUACCUACUGCGCCGCUCCUUCUCUUCUCGCCUUCGCCUGUGCUCCAGUCUGUUGCCGUCGCCGUUACCGUCUUCAUUCAGAAGACAAGUUGGGCGUGGGUGGUCCAAAGUGGAAGAAGAGAAGCUAAUAAGAACAAGUGUAGAAAGAUGUGAGAUGCAUGUUGACUUCACUUGUUAGGUUGCAGAAGCUGUUAGAGACGGAAAUUCAAGUAGUAAAAAAGGCCCAGAGAGCUCCCAUAAUUCACGGUAAUAUUAUAGAGAGCUCUGAUCCCAUAAAAAUGUUGUAUAUAAUCGGUUUAGGGCUGGGGAACGAGCAAGACAUCACACUGAAAGGUUUAGAAGCAGUGAGAAAAUGCCAGAAAGUAUACAUGGAAGCCUACACUUCCCUCCUUUCCUUUGGUCUCUCUACUGAUGGCCUUUCUAACCUGGAAAAAUUAUAUGGUAAAGCCAUAACUCUAGCGGACAGAGAAAUGGUUGAAGAAAAGGCAGAUGACAUACUUUCAGACUCUCGGGAUGCUGAUGUGGCUUUUCUCGUUGUUGGGGACCCAUUUGGGGCAACAACUCACACUGAUCUGGUUGUUCGAGCUAAGAAAAUGGGAAUUGAUGUCAAAAUAGUGCACAAUGCUUCCGUGAUGAAUGCAAUUGGAAUUUGUGGGCUUCAACUUUAUCGCUAUGGGGAGACUGUUUCAAUUCCAUUCUUUACCGAGUCAUGGAGACCUGAUAGUUUCUAUGAAAAGAUUGAAAAAAAUAAAGAAAUGGGACUUCAUACACUUUGCUUAUUAGAUAUACGUGUGAAGGAGCCCUCCCUCGAAUCUUUGUGCAGAGGAAGAAAAAUUUAUGAACCACCUAGAUACAUGACAAUAAACACAGCCAUUGAGCAGCUCUUGGAGAUUGGGCAAGCACGUGAAGACCCCGUAUACACAGAAGAUACAGAGUGUGUUGGGUUUGCUCGGUUAGGAAGUGAAGAUCAGAUGAUAGUAGCAGGUACAAUGAGGCAGCUUCGGAGUAUUGAUUUUGGUGCACCUUUGCAUUGCCUUGUCAUAAUUGGCAAGAUGCAUCCUUUGGAAGAAGAAAUGCUCGAUUUUUACAGGUGUAGGAGCUAGUUACAUACAUCUAUACUUGUCACUGGCUGAGGAAUUUAAUGCUUCCCUUAAAACUGUGGUUCUCAAUGCAGAGAAGUGUGGCAGUUGAUCGAUGCCUUUUAUGUAUGAAUAAUUAAGACUUGCAUUUUGAUUGAAUUACAUGCUUGCUGCCAUCGUUUCAACCAUUUUAUGGGAGAAAAGCUUGUGAUUAACAUUCAGGGAUAUGCUUAUAGAGAACAUUAUAUGUACACGCAAACCAGCCUGCAUAUUGCUGGAAUGGCAAAACUAAUUAUAUUAUCGCGUGUUUAUGGUUUUUU